AUGACCUCGCAAGAUUACGCAGCCUCCGUACAACCGACGUACUCGACGAAUACCAAUGCCUACAAUGCCUAUCAAUGGCCCACGGCAAUCAAUGGGAUCAAUACGUUGAAUACGCUUGGAACUUACAAUCCAUAUAACAGCUAUACGACUACCACGACGCAGAUGAAUAACGCCUACGGCGGUUUCCGAGUCGGUGGAGGCAUCUCGCCCAUCGGUGGUAGCCGGAGCGCAUCGGGUGGCAGCACAGGAACGACCUUGUCCGGCACUUCCGCCUCGACCGCCUCACCUUCCCGUGGCUCAUCCUGCGGUGGAGGCGAUCAACAACUUACCAGUUCUGAGCUGGCAAGAAUUCGACGUACCGGUAACUAUGGUUGUGCAAAACCACCGUAUUCCUACAUUUCGUUGAUCACGAUGGCCAUUCAACAUUCAGCCAACCAUAAGAUGACCCUAUCGGAGAUCUACAAUUGGAUCAUGGACCUAUUCCCCUAUUAUAGGCAGAACCAGCAAAGGUGGCAGAACUCGAUUCGGCAUUCUCUAUCGUUCAACGAUUGCUUUGUAAAAAUUGCCAGAACCCCAGACAAGCCAGGAAAAGGCUCUUUUUGGACGUUGCACGAGUUGUGCGGUAAUAUGUUCGAGAACGGCUGCUAUCUUCGACGUCAGAAGCGUUUCAAGGUCAAGGAGAGGGAUCCGCCGAGAAAGAAGCGUAACAAUAACCAAAAUCACAAUCAUCAAGGUCAAGCCAAUAAUAAUGCUACCAUCAAAGAAGAGCUGGACGAUACCUAUAAGAUUGAAGAGGCCAAGAUGGAUCUGGGUCAGGCCAUCCCUAACGGAUCACAAGUAAAUCCGUACUACCAAUUAUACAGCACGGACUUUACCGGUGCCGGAGGUCUGCCAGGUCUCAGCGUCCCGUCAGCCUUCUCCAUCAACAAGUUGAUGGACAGCACAAAUGGUUUCGACUAUAAUUACUACCAGACCUCUGCCAACGAUUACGGUGGCUAUUCACACACGCUUUACAGUUCGACAAAUCCGAGCACAGCAUCGAAUCUCUGA
Ostertagia ostertagi is the source of this 1050-nucleotide messenger RNA. Lineage: Eukaryota; Metazoa; Nematoda; Chromadorea; Rhabditida; Trichostrongylidae. The record is from the annotation of a GenBank genome assembly.